Messenger RNA from Acyrthosiphon pisum (pea aphid), 2218 nucleotides. RefSeq names its product tyrosylprotein sulfotransferase (gene Tpst). Gene Ontology annotation, biological process: peptidyl-tyrosine sulfation. The record is from RefSeq and is a predicted model, not a curated record. Gene Ontology annotation, molecular function: protein-tyrosine sulfotransferase activity. The coding region runs from base 409 to 1587 and encodes 392 amino acids. The transcript has 6 exons. Gene Ontology annotation, cellular component: Golgi apparatus. Lineage: Eukaryota; Metazoa; Arthropoda; Insecta; Hemiptera; Aphididae.
GCGGCGGCGGACUCCGUUCAGUCCGCAGUCCGACGGCGAGCGUGUUGGUCGCCGCGUCCGCGAAAAGUCACCGCCUGCGAUCGUCUUCCGAAUGACAAACGCACGAGUCGUGUCGUAUAAUAUAUUAUUCCACUGAACCACGCCAUCAGGUCAGGUGUUCCGCGUGUACCGCCAACGUAUAUUUUAUUUUCAUAAUUAUUAUUACAAAUCAUAAAUUGUUAGAUCAGUAUAAAUAUAUAAUACUAUAUUGGCCCAGUCGCAUCUUCAUUUCCGCACGAAUGAUCAGUAUCGACAGAUACCUUAUAUAGGUACAAUAGAUGUUACAUUGUCUGAAAUACAUGCGGUACAUUUAACGCAUAGUGUAAUCGAUUUCGGUUUUUUGUUGUUUAUCGUCCCAAAUGUCGUACGAUGACGUACUACAACAAUUUCGGUAGUGGCGGCUUGCACAAAACCGCCGUCAAACACAACGGAGACGUGAUCGCUUGUCACAAAUGUGGCGGAUAUAAGGUGGUAAACCAUGUGGGCAGAAUGAGCCGUGGCCGAAGAAAACUGUUGGUGUACGGGUUGGUCGUCGGCACGUUACUGUUGCUGGCGUACAAGCUACGCACGUGCCCCGAACCCCAAACCAUGUUCAUGAUGCCGAAAGACAAAUUUGUUACCGAUGAAAACAUGAAGAUCUACUCUUAUGAUCGAAACAUGCCACUAAUAUUCAUCGGUGGCGUACCCAGAUCCGGCACUACGCUCAUGAGAGCCAUGUUGGACGCUCAUCCGGACGUCCGGUGUGGCCAGGAGACUAGGGUGGUGCCAAGAAUCUUACAGAUGCGCAAUCACUGGUACAAAUCGUCCAAAGAGUCACUUCGACUGAAGGAAGCCGGAGUCUCUGAAGAAGUCAUCAACUCUGCGGUUGCUUCAUUCAUUCUCGAAGUUAUCGCUCGGCACGGGGUGCCGGCACCCCGACUGUGCAAUAAAGACCCGCUGGCGCUCAAGUCCAUGGACUAUCUGAAGGUGUUGUUUCCCAACGCCAAAUACAUAUUCAUGGUUCGCGACGGCCGAGCAACUGUCCAUUCGAUCAUAUCGCGUAAAGUGACAAUCACCGGUUUCGACUUGAACAGCUAUAGACAGUGUCUGGAAAAAUGGGACGACGCCAUCAGCGUCAUGUACAAAAACUGCAACAAAGUCGGGUCCGGAUACUGUCUGAUGGUGUACUACGAGCAAUUGGUGUUGAGGCCUCGGGCCACGUUGACCGAGAUUCUAAACUUCCUGGAUAUCCCGUGGAAUGAGACUGUGCUCCACCACAAUGAAAUGAUCAACAAGCCCGGAGGGAUCGCCCUGUCGAUGGUGGAACGUUCGUCAGACCAAGUGGUCAGGCCGCUGUACCAAGAAGCGUUGACCAAAUGGGUGGGCCAGAUACCCGACGACGUGGUCAACGACAUGGCAAACAUCGCACCCAUGCUGAGCACGCUUGGGUACGACCCGGCAGCCAAUCCACCCACAUACGGCAUCCCGGAAAACGUGGCUGCACCGGAGCAUCAAUACGAGUCGAGUGCCAGCGGCGAUUCGAAGCACACCACCACGCGCAAGCGGUAGUCGAAAUACAUAUUAUACUUGUUUUUUUUUUUUUUUGUUUUUUUUAAAUAUUUCACACUUCUUAUUAUUGUAAUCGUUUAAAUUGUGUGUACAAUGUACAGGUACCUAAUAUAAUAUAAACAUGAACAAAAUAAUAUUAUAAUAUUUUAUUAAAUACAGCAGAACGGUUUGUCAAACGUGUGUACAUAGUUUAUAUUAAAUAAAUAUACGAUAAAUAUAUAUUAUUAUUCAUAUGUGUGUGUAUAUAUAUAUGAUGAUAAUAUUUUUGUGUAAAAUAAUAAUAUGUUCUACUUAUUAUUACGAUUAUGUUGGGUAUUAUAAAUGUAUACCUAGAAAAUAAUGUCUGUACGUUAUUAUUACUAUACUAUUGUUCACGUUUUUUUUUUUUUAAACGAUUUUUAUAUAUAUAUAUAUUUAAAUAUUAUAUUUUAUUAUUGACUUUCCUUUUUGUACUUAGAUGUUUACACCGAUUACGAGUGAGAGAGUACUUGUCGAUAUUUAUAAUAACUGUUUUUUUUUUUUUUUACAUUAUUGUUAUAAAACGACAAUCUCAUUAAUGUUUUCGACUUAAAAACGAUACGAUUUUUUUCUCUUCAAAUAUAGUAAGACUUGUAUAAUUUAUAACGUAUUA